GCGGGCUCGGCGGCUGGCUGAUCUCGCGGAGGCGGAGCGAGGAACUCGAGGAAGCCCCUGCAAAGUUCACUGCAGUUUUCCUUGCUUGGGGUGCAAAACCUGCUGAAGCUCUGUUUAAAGAGACUGAAACUUGAAGGAUUGUAUUUUGUUCUCAUUUAUUUCAUGGAUGUUGAUGGCUCUGAACAAGAUCCUGAAAUGAAGGAAUAUUCUUCUGUCUGUGUUGGCAGAGAAGAGGACCUUAAAAAAUCUGAAAGAAUGACAGCUGUUGUGCAUGAUAGAGAAGUGGUCAUUUUCUACCACAAAGGAGAGUAUCAUGCUAUGGAUAUUCGCUGUUACCACUCAGGAGGACCUUUACAUUUGGGAGAUAUAGAGGAUUUUGAUGGACGACCAUGUAUAGUUUGUCCCUGGCAUAAAUACAAAAUUACUUUGGCAACAGGAGAAGGACUAUAUCAGUCUAUAAACCCUAGAGAUCCAUCAGCAAAACCCAAGUGGUGCUCCAAAGGAGUAAAGCAAAGGAUUCAUACAGUGACAGUGGACAAUGGGAAUAUUUAUGUGACUCUUUCUAAUGAACCUUUUAAGUGUGACUCUGAUUUUUAUGCCACUGGAAACUUCAAAGUUAUUCGGAGUUCUUUCUGAUAAAACUAUAUGGCAAUGAAAAAUGUUGUGUAUGUUUUGAAUAUAUUAGAAUAAUCAUACUUCAAUACCAAAGAGUAUUAAUUUUUCCAACAUAGGCACAUUUAUUACUUAUCUUUAAAAAUCAUAUAAAGCUGAACAGUUCAAAAUUAUACAUAUUUACUGUGAUGUAAGGAUUAUCAGGAUAUAUAAAAUGCAUUUCAUCCGGUCCUCUGGAUUGACUGGAACGUGAAGGCUAUAGGUUUGGAAUGUGCAUUUUAAGAAGGGUGGAAAUAUUUGCAAUAACCACAAUGAAGAAAAGGUAGAAAAUUAAAUUUAAUAAGAAAUAUGGGGGUAAUCCCUAUUUUGAUGUAGCAGGCUUUAUCAUGCAAAAGUUUUAAUAUAUACAAACUAAACAGAGUAGCAUAAUAAACUCUCAUCACCCACUUCAACAAUUAUCAGUAUUCUUCCAUUUUUCUAUUCUCGUAUUCUUGUUUCACUGAUACCUUGACACACUCUCCACCUCUGCCGCAUUUGGUUGUUAUUCUUACUUUUUAUAGGUAAAAUUUAAAUACACUGAGAUGCUUCAAUCUCAAUUAUUCAGUAUUUCCAAAUAUAUAGCAGACUUUUGACACUUAAAACACUGCCUCCAAAAUGGGAUCAAUUUACAAUGCUUCAUUUAAAAAUAAGACACUUAUUCAACAUUUCCAUAGAACACCUGGUGCUCACCACAAGUGCACUCCAUAAUCUUCCUGUACUGCACAUCGAAACCAAAUAAAUCUUGGCUCAGUUUCUCUCAGGCCAAAGCAAACACUCUCACAAGUAAGGAAGACACACACAGCUGCUGCCCAGCCAUGAGAGAUGUGAAGUCUCUUAUACAGUGAGCCAAUGUGCUUUGAAUGUCCUAUGUGAAAUUUUCAAGCAAAGGUUUGUUUUUGAGAAUGUUGUGAUGUAUGUAGAACUGAAUGUUUUAUGUAACUGUUACAGAGAAGAGAUAGAGGGUGUUGUUCCUCAGUCCUUCCUGCUGAGUUCACAGGCAGGGUGGAUGCGAAGUCGGCCCACCCUGCUUUCACAUGCCUGUUAUUUACAAACAGCACUAUUCUGGUUGCCUGGUGCCCACACCAUACUGUAACACUCUGGGUGCUUACCAUCUAAAAUUUGGCAGCAAAUAUUAGAAAAUAAGAAGUAGAAUCAGAACCAGAUGAUCACAUUAUGAAUUCAGAGUGCAAAAAAACUGUCAAAAUUGGAACUUUGUCUCUAAACACAAUAAUCUUCUUAAUGGUCUAGGUUUUAAUUAAAGCCCUAAACCUAAUACUGAACAUUCUAGGGGGACCACCUGGACUCUUUUCCUUGGUUAUUGUAUAAAUAAUAAAUGAAUUAAGUACCUAUCAUUAAGGGUCUGCUUACUAGACCUUUGCUACACAUUAUUACAUUUCCUUUUCUAAUGGAAUAUGGGUAACAUGAGGUGAUACACUUGUUACUCAUUUCUCAGACUACUGAAAACCCAAGCUUUGAUUUUUAUAAAUACUUUUCUGGCAAUAGCUAUUUACCUGGUACAGGAAAUGUACCAUCACUCGAUGGGUAAAUCAUAGCCAUUAUCUCAGGUGCUAACACUCCAAUGACCAGUCAGGCCUUAACACGUGUCCAGAAUUUAAGACAUGUGGAAGAAACCAAAGUUUCUUGCCUGCCUUCUGCGGGCAAAACAAUGGCCCUCAUUUGCUGGCCAGUUACAGAAGCAUUUUCUCUCAGGACCUGGUGGCAACAAUGAGGAAUAUGGACUUGAUUUCUGGUUCUGAAUGUGUUCCUUCAGAUCUGGAAAUAAAAAAUGUCAUGUCGUA
This is a messenger RNA of Neogale vison (American mink), 2450 nucleotides long. It is a transcript of the gene RFESD, whose product is annotated as Rieske Fe-S domain containing. The record is from RefSeq and is a predicted model, not a curated record. The transcript is spliced from 5 exons. The coding region runs from base 163 to 636 and encodes 157 amino acids. Gene Ontology annotation, molecular function: 2 iron, 2 sulfur cluster binding. Lineage: Eukaryota; Metazoa; Chordata; Mammalia; Carnivora; Mustelidae.